This is a messenger RNA of Mus pahari (shrew mouse), 544 nucleotides long. RefSeq names its product eukaryotic translation initiation factor 1. The record is from RefSeq and is a predicted model, not a curated record. The transcript has a single exon. The coding region runs from base 32 to 373 and encodes 113 amino acids. Lineage: Eukaryota; Metazoa; Chordata; Mammalia; Rodentia; Muridae. Gene Ontology annotation, cellular component: eukaryotic 43S preinitiation complex. Gene Ontology annotation, molecular function: ribosomal small subunit binding; RNA binding; translation initiation factor activity. Gene Ontology annotation, biological process: translational initiation.
CGUUUCCACCGAGGAAAAGGAAUCGUAUCUUAUGUCCGCUAUCCAGAACCUCCACUCUUUCGACCCUUUUGCUGAUGCAAGUAAGGGUGAUGACCUGCUUCCUGCUGGCACCGAGGAUUAUAUCCAUAUAAGAAUUCAACAGAGAAACGGCAGGAAGACCCUUACAACUGUCCAAGGGAUCGCUGAUGAUUACGAUAAAAAGAAACUAGUGAAGGCGUUUAAGAAGAAAUUUGCCUGCAAUGGUACUGUAAUUGAGCAUCCAGAAUAUGGAGAAGUAAUUCAGCUACAGGGUGACCAGCGCAAGAACAUAUGCCAGUUCCUGGUAGAGAUUGCACUGGCUAAGGACGAUCAGCUGAAGGUUCAUGGGUUUUAAGUGCUUGUGGCUCUCUGAAGCUUAAGUGAGGAUUUCCUUGCAAUGAGUAGAAUUUCCCUUCUGUCCCUUGUCACAAGUUUAAAAACCUCACAGCUUGUAUAAUGUAAUCAUUUGGGGUCCGCUUUUAACUUGGACUAGUGUAACUCCUUCAUGCAAUAAACUGAAAAGAGC